This is a messenger RNA of Spirodela intermedia, 3440 nucleotides long. The record is from the annotation of a GenBank genome assembly. NCBI's taxonomy places the organism in Eukaryota, Viridiplantae, Streptophyta, Magnoliopsida, Alismatales, Araceae.
AUGGCGUUUUCCACGAUCGCCACCGUCGUCCAACCCCGCGCCGCCAUUGCCGCACCAUUUCUUCCCAGGCUCCCCGGAAAUCUGAAACGCGUCGGUGUUAGAUCCCUUCCGAGACGCAGGAUGGCGCCUCUUAGGGCCGCGGCGGCCUCGCUCCCGGACCUGACGGUGCUGCGGGGAGCCCUUGUAGAUCUGAUCGGGACCUCGCCUCCGACGUGGAGAUCCGCGGUCUUUAGCAACCUUCUCAUCUUUAUGGUAGGUUCCCCGCUCCUUCUGGCCGGGUUGAGCGGAUCGGGAAUUGUGGCGGCUUUUCUUCUGGGCACUCUGACCUGGAGAGCUUUCGGGGCGUCGGGCUUCCUUCUCGUCGCUACCUAUUUCGUCAUCGUAAGUGCCGUUUAUUCGAGCCUAAUUUUUCGUUUGGAUCCUGAGCAUUAGCCUGUAAGGUGUUUCGAUAAUUUCCUUCCUGUUGAUUUUGUUUUCUUGUUUAUUAUUAAAUAGUGCGCAAAGCGGAUCCUUCCUUUUUUGCAUUUCUACUUUUUUAUAUAAAAAACUAUUAUUCUGGAAUUGGGACUGUCUUGGUCAUAGCAGUUCUUUCGACUUUUCUUGUUCGGAGUGCACAAUUUGCUCCCUUGCAACGACAUCGUAAUCACUAUCAACGUCCUGGAAGAAGAUAUUUCUUCCCUGUUCAAUUGCGGGGAAUAUCGCAGAUUAUAAACCAUAUUUUUGCAUUGAGGAUCGAGAGAGAAUGAAAGGUAAGCAGUGUAGGCAAUGAAGGCUAUUGGGGUUUAAAAACUUGUUGCUCCUCCAUAUUGAGCAAUUCUAAAAAUAUAAAAUUUUUGAAUACGAAAGUAUCCUCCUCUGGCCACUGUUUCACUUCAGUUUUAUUGGAUUAAAAUUCGGAGGCAUGCACAUCAAUAUCCAGAAUUAUUUUCAUAUCGAAAAUGCAUCUUUUCCGUUUCUCAGGUCAUGUAUUAUUCGGGAGAAGACUAGUUUUUGUCUUGUUGCCUGUUCUUUAGUUUUGCUGAAAUAUGAAACAAGGAAAUUGAAGUAUGCUUUUUCUUCAUUAUAAUUUUCCGUAAAUUGCUUUAGAGAUGGAAUUUAGUAUUAGCGAUGUUAGAUUGUUAAUUUUUUAGUAUUAGAGACGUCUGAAGUAGCAAGCAUGGCAAUAGAGAUGGAAGAAGACAACCAUUCAUUGAACAAAUUUGAGGAAGUGAAGAUGCUUACGUUGUCUACUCUGUCAUUUAUUCAUUUAUUUUUCUCUGUUAUUGUCAUGAAUAUCAAAUCAUCUUUCCUGGGAUUAGACUAGAGUUUUCUUCUUCUGCAGCUUAUUAAUGACGCCAUUUAUGUUUUUACUUCUCUUCACCUCACUUUGAAGCGGUUGCGUUCAAAAAUAUACUGAUCCCGUUCUUUGUUCUAGAAGAGUUAUACUUUCUUGAAUCGCCUCUAAUGAUAUUAUCUGAUUUUUGAACCUACAAAUUGAAGGGCACUGGUGCCACAAAGUUGAAGAUUGCACAGAAGGAAGCCUUAGGAGUGGCUGAGAAGAGGGGAGGAAGACGAGGGCCAGGAAGUGUGAUAGGUUCCAGUGCCGCAGCCUGCGUUUGCGCACUUCUUUCAAUAUAUGGGGCCGGAGGAGUUGACUUCAGGAGCCUCUGGCAACUUGGUUUUGUCUCGAGUUUCUGUACAAAACUGAGUGAUACCGUUUCCAGCGAGAUUGGAAAAGCAUAUGGACAAACGACGUAAGUGGACCUUUUAUGACGUUAUUUUAUGAUAAAGCUAUUGCCAAUGACUUCAACGUCUAUUAUAAAUGAAAUGAAUGAUUGAAAGAUUAGGAGAUUCAGCUUAGGAUACUUGACGUGGUACCCUGUUUCUUUUUAUAGCGAUAACAUAUUUUUAGUCAUCCUUUUUAGGUUUAUGAGUGCCUUGCUGCUCCCCUCACCCCCCCUCCCCCAAAAAUAAAAAUAAAAAUAAAAAUGGAAAAAGGAGAAAAGGAAGUAAAACUUGAUUAAAUUUUUCUCUCUUAAUCUUUUGUACUGGUCCAUGAGCAGGUACCUGAUUACAAAUUUUAAGACAGUCCCUAGAGGUACGGAAGGAGCAGUCAGUGUGGAGGGAACUGUUGCAGGACUUCUAGCUUCAGUAUUUCUUGCUGCAGCUGCUUAUUCCUUGGGAAAUGUAUGCCUUGCACUCGAAUCGAUCUUUUUUCUCCCACGUUUAAUGCUCCAUUCACUUGGAAUCCUUCCUGUGAAUUUUUUCAGGGGGGAGAAUAAAAUGGAGAAACAGCAAUUAAAUUGACUUCUUAACUCAUAUCAGUUCAUGUUUCAUCUUAAAACCAUUGUAUUGCUAUUUUUACAGAAAAUGCACCUUGGACUCGAUGCUUCCAUUCUAGUAGACUAUGCCCAACUUAUUGGAAUCAGAUCAGCUUUCUAUGAGCCAGAUUGCUGGUACAAAUUACAAUUCACCGAAAUGCAUGGUUGCAGCGGGUCUAUAUUUGUUUAAAAUAGUUAUCCAUAGGCUCGUUCAAAUUGGAGCCAAGGAUUUUCAAACUGUUAAGUUUGUAACUAGUUGUCAAAAUGUCUGUGUAUUUCUAUUUUUUUGUGCCCAAUAUGUAGGUUGCCAUGCUAGUUAUUGCGAGCAUGAGCUUUCCAUCUCCACGAGAAAACUGGAAGUCCUAUCUGCAUGAAUGUAACCGUAGCAUUGCUAUUUUGACACCACAUGUAAAUCUGGAGGUCCAACAUCAUUGAUUUCAUAGCCAACUAUCGGAGAACAUAUUUGCAGGCUUCACCAUCUUCUAUAUCAUCUCUCUGGUCGCUGAUGAUGUUGCCCAUGUAAUUGUUCGAAAAUUUUUAAAUUCUCUCCCAUUAAUAAUGAAACGGUUUUGCUCUUUUUCUUUUUGGGAUCCCAUUGUUGCUUGGAAAUGCUGCUUAUGCCGCUUGUUUCCAGCUCCUCUGGAAAGGGGCACUGAUGCCGGCAAUCCUCUUCUGUGAUGUAGAUAGUUGCACCUGAGGCUGUCAUCUGUGUCAUAGCUUCUCAGCUGGCGAAUGUUGGGGAAAGCAUUAUUGGUGCUUCUCUACAGGACAAGGAUGGCUUUCGAUGGGUAAGCUGACCUCUGACACCUGCUGGCUAAAUGGUUCCAGUGUCGUCAUCAGCAGUGUUCUUCAUUACUCGUCCUGUUUUCCAUGGGUAUAUUUCUAUUUUCUCAUUAAAAGCAAGCCACCCCCUGGAUUCAGCUAACGUUUCCUUCUAAUGAAGCAUCGGAUAGUGUUCUUACACACAAUCAUAUGGUUUCUUCUCCUAAAUCCUUGGAACUAUGUCGAUUAAAGUCAACCCAUCUGCCCUUUUUUUUCCCCCCCAUCUUGCAGCUCAAUAAUGACGCUGUCAACGUCAUCAACAUCUCCCUCGGCAGCAUCUUGGCGGUUCUUAUGCAGCAAGUGAUUCUACAGAAGUAG